This is a messenger RNA of Centropristis striata (black sea bass), 607 nucleotides long. RefSeq names its product troponin C, skeletal muscle-like. Lineage: Eukaryota; Metazoa; Chordata; Actinopteri; Perciformes; Serranidae. The record is from RefSeq and is a predicted model, not a curated record. Bases 116 to 607 code for a protein of 163 amino acids. Gene Ontology annotation, molecular function: calcium ion binding. The transcript is spliced from 6 exons. Gene Ontology annotation, cellular component: myosin II complex.
UCUGAAUCUUCACUUGACGUCUAGUCUCUCUGUUGGGGUGCACACGGAUUGACCACUCCUUUGGGCUUUUCUGUUUUUCCUUGGAUAUUUGGGGGGGAAAAGCUAAUCCACAAACAUGACUGACGCGCAACAAGAGGCCCGCUCCUACCUGAGCGAGGAAAUGCUGGCUGAGUUCAAAGCCGCCUUCGACAUGUUUGACACCGACGGUGGCGGUGAUAUCAGCACCAAGGAGUUGGGUACCGUGAUGAGGAUGUUGGGCCAGAAUCCGACAAGAGAGGAGUUGGAUGAGAUCAUCGAGGAGGUCGAUGAGGACGGCAGCGGUACCAUCGACUUCGAGGAGUUCUUGGUCAUGAUGGUGAGGCUGCUAAAGGAGGACCAGGCUGGCAAGAGCGAGGAAGAGUUGGCAGAGUGCUUCCGUGUGUUUGACAAGAACGGCGACGGCUACAUCGACAGAGAGGAGUUCGCCCUCAUCAUCCGCAGCACCGGCGAGCCCAUCACAGAGGAUGAGAUUGAUGAGCUGAUGAAGGAUGGAGACAAAAACGCAGACGGCAUGCUGGACUUUGACGGUACGUGCAUGAUGAUGGUGAUGAUGAAUUCCUCAAGAUGA